UAAAUAUAUCGAUAUUAAAGACCAGCUCUAGAAACUGGCGGGAACUAAUUGCAUUGCAAUUUAUAUUUAUUUGAACACAGCAUAUCCAUCAAAAUGCAAAAGUCUAUAACCUCCUUCUUCAAGAAGAAAUCCGAUGCCACAGACAGCCCCUCGCCGCCAAAGAAAGUUCCCAAGAUCGAUGCGAAGACCGAACUCCCAGAUGAGCCCCACAUCAAGAGCGAGAGUGCCUCCCCGGAAACUAAGCCCAAGGUAGAACCUAUGUCUGUGGACUCCGAGGAGAAGACAAGUCCGGUGAAGAAUGUUAAGAAGGAGCCAAAGGAUACCGUGGACAAGACUACUGACAAGAAGGUCACAACCAUAGGUCUCAACUCCACCUCCGCUUCUAAGGAGGAUGCGGAAAACUACGAUCCAUCCGCCGACUCCUAUCAUCCGCUCAAGAAUGCCUACUGGAAGGACAAAAAGGUCACUCCCUACUUGGCACUGGCCCGCACAUUUCAAGUAAUCGAGGAGACCAAAGGCCGGCUCAAGAUGAUCGACACGCUGAGCAACUUCUUCUGCUCGGUGAUGCUGGUUAGUCCGGAGGAUCUGGUGCCCAGCGUCUACCUCAGCAUCAACCAACUGGCGCCGGCCUACGAGGGACUGGAGCUGGGCGUUGCCGAGACCACCUUAAUGAAGGCCAUUUGCAAGGCCACGGGUCGUAACUUGGCUCACAUUAAAUCACAGACGCAGCUAAUCGGGGAUCUGGGCAUCGUGGCCGAGCAGUCGCGCGUUUCGCAGCGCAUGAUGUUCCAGCCAGCGCCCCUGAAUGUGAGGGAUGUGUUCCGGAAGCUGCGCGAAAUAGCCAAGAUAUCCGGUCAGUCGAAAAUGGACCUGGUGUACAAUAUGUUUGUGGCCUGUCGAUUGUCGGAGGCUCGCUUCUUUAUCCGUUCUUUGAUUGGAAAGCUGAGAAUUGGCAUUGCAGAGCAGAGUUUGCUCACAGCGCUGGCCAUUGGGCUGGUGAAAAAGAACCACAUCGAUGACUGCAAGGCUAGCAAGGUGGCGGAAGUCUAUAAGGAUGAAAUAGCAGACACCACCUUGCUGCUGAAAACUGCAUACUGUCAGUGUCCCAACUACGACAUCAUUAUACCGGCCAUUCUAAAGUACGAUAUCAAGGAGCUGCAGGAACGCUGCCCCAUGCAUCCCGGCAUGCCGCUGAGGCCCAUGCUCGCACAGCCCACCAAGGGGGUCCAUGAGGUAUUUGAGAGAUUCGGCGGCAUGCAAAUCACCUGCGAGUGGAAAUACGAUGGAGAGCGAGCCCAAAUCCACCGCAACGAGAAGGGGGAGAUCAGCAUAUUCUCGCGCAACUCCGAGAACAACACGGCGAAGUAUCCGGAUUUGAUUGCCAGGAGCACUGGCCUGCUCAAGGGCGACGUAAAGUCCUACAUCAUAGACAGCGAAAUUGUGGCCUGGGAUGUCGAGCGCAAGCAGAUUCUGCCGUUCCAGGUGCUCAGCACGCGCAAGCGGAAGAACGUUGAUAUCGAGGAAAUCAAGGUCCAAGUCUGUGUCUACAUCUUCGAUCUGUUGUACAUCAAUGGCACCGCUCUGGUGACCAAAAACCUGUCGGAGCGUCGCAAACUCAUGUUGGAGCACUUCCAAGAGGUCGAGGGCGAGUGGAAGUUUGCCACUGCUCUGGACACCAAUGACAUUGACGAAGUGCAACAGUUUCUGGAGGAGUCUAUCAAAGGAAAUUGCGAGGGCCUCAUGGUCAAAACUUUGGAUGAGGAGGCCACAUAUGAAAUUGCCAAGAGAUCCCGCAACUGGCUGAAAUUGAAGAAGGACUACCUAUCCAAUGUAGGCGACUCACUCGAUUUGGUGGUCAUUGGCGGCUACAAAGGCAAGGGCCGGCGAACUGGAACCUACGGAGGAUUUUUGCUUGCCUGCUAUGACACCGAGAACGAGGAGUAUCAGAGCAUAUGCAAGAUUGGAACGGGCUUCACUGAUGAGGACCUGCAAACGCAUUCCGAGUUCUUGGGCAAGCAUGUGACCAGCGCCGCCAAAUCCUACUACAGAUACGACCCCAGCCUGGAGCCCGAUCACUGGUUUGAACCGGUCCAGGUGUGGGAAGUCAAAUGCGCCGAUCUGUCGCUCAGUCCGAUCCACCGAGCAGCCAUUGGCAUUGUGGACGGAGAGCGCGGCAUUUCCUUGAGAUUCCCUCGGUUCAUCCGGAUACGCGACGACAAGAACAGCGAAAACGCAACGGACGCCAAUCAGGUGGCCCACAUGUACCAGUCGCAGGAUCAGGUUAAAAAUAAUCAAAAGUCGAGCACACAGAUGGAGAUGGAGGACGAGUUCUACUGACCGGUCUGCUCCAUCCAUGUGUACACGAUUUAUUUAACAAUAAAGUCUGUUAUCGCUA
Molecule: messenger RNA, 2395 nt
Organism: Drosophila mauritiana
Lineage: Eukaryota; Metazoa; Arthropoda; Insecta; Diptera; Drosophilidae
Gene: DNAlig1
Product: DNA ligase 1
Exons: 6
Coding region: 94-2337 (747 amino acids)
Biological process (GO): DNA biosynthetic process; Okazaki fragment processing involved in mitotic DNA replication; DNA recombination
Cellular component (GO): nucleus; mitochondrion
Molecular function (GO): DNA ligase (ATP) activity; ATP binding; DNA binding
Source: RefSeq, a predicted model, not a curated record